Molecule: messenger RNA, 1696 nt
Organism: Electrophorus electricus (electric eel)
Lineage: Eukaryota; Metazoa; Chordata; Actinopteri; Gymnotiformes; Gymnotidae
Gene: st6galnac5b
Product: ST6 (alpha-N-acetyl-neuraminyl-2,3-beta-galactosyl-1,3)-N-acetylgalactosaminide alpha-2,6-sialyltransferase 5b
Biological process (GO): oligosaccharide metabolic process; ganglioside biosynthetic process
Molecular function (GO): alpha-N-acetylgalactosaminide alpha-2,6-sialyltransferase activity
Source: RefSeq, a predicted model, not a curated record
CUCUGAUGACAAACGUCGAAAACAUAAAAGUGAUUAAUGAUUGCGAAUAAAAGUCGAAAACUCAAAAUUUGAAAUCAGGUACUCAGAAGGAAAGCCUUUUAUUCCAAGGCGGGGAGCAGGAAAUUAGUCAAAUGCAGGGCUGAAGGUGAACUAUCAUUGAGUUUUGGCAAUACCCGUACCCGUGCCCAGACCCGUCCGGUAAAGAUUAAAACCAUUUCGAUCUGCGACGCCACAAGUAGACGUCGGUGCUGGAUCUAACAUGAAGACGCGAACGAUCGCGGGAGCGGUAGUGGCUUGUGUUUUUAUCACAUGCACAGGGCUGCUGUACAUGUACCAAGAGAUCCUUCCUGGGAACCCAGCAUCCGCACCACCACGAGCCAACGCCUCUGGCCACGAAGCGGCACGCGCGUACGAUUACACCGACAUACUUGGUCAGAAGACUUUUCACAUGCACUGUAACAUCUGCACGCUGGUCACUAGCUCUGGCCAGCUCACGGGGAGCCAGUGCGGUGCCGAGAUCGACAGGGCCGAGUGUGUGAUCCGCAUGAACGACGCGCCCAUACGCGGCUACGAGCAGGACGUCGGGCGUCGCACGAGUCUGCGCGUGGUCGCGCAUUCCAGUGUGCAGCAGGUGCUUAGAAACCGACAUGAGCUAUUUAACGACCGCCAGGACACCGUGCUGCUGGUGUGGGGUCCUGAGAGAAGCAUGCGGCGUGACGGUAAGGGGUGGGUCUAUAACCACCUCCACCGCGUCUCCGUGUCGCCCAAGCUCCAAAUGUUCCAGGUCUCACCCCUUAAGAUGCAGUGGUUCGACGAGCUCUUCAGGACGGAGACAGGCAUGGACAGGGUACGUUCCAACACGUGGCUGAGUACAGGAUGGUUUACCAUGGCAAUUGCCAUGGAGAUUUGUGACAGGAUCAACGUAUACGGCAUGGUUCCUCCUGACUUCUGCACGUCACCCCGUGCCCUCCGGAAGCCGUAUCACUACUACCAGCUGUCCGGCCCCAGCGAGUGUGACAUGUACCUCACCCACGAGAGAACCCGCCACGGAGGCCGACACCGUUUCUUCAAGGAGAAAUAUGUGUUCGCCCACUGGGCGCAAACGCACGACAUCCACUUCUACCAGCCUGAGUGGAAGCACUGAGCGACCCUGUCCUUGGGCCGGGACGCUCGUAAUCACACAGGGCAGACCCGACUCUGCUUGCCGGCUGUCACAGUGUCCCUCAGGGUCCAAGCUAACAUCCCAAACUCUGCCCCGCUAUGCCCAGAUUUGUGAGGCAUGGGUUCUCCAGACUCUCCGCUCUGGGUACACAGGUGAACAGGAAGAGUAGAUGGGACCAUGAACCAAUCCGCACACCAGAAGGGUGUGGCAAUCACAUUCAUCUCAUUAUAUUUACAAAGGAUGUUUUUUAAAUCAGAAUUUCUAGUUGGUGUAUUAUGUACAAGACCUUAUGGAGUGAACAGGGGAGAAGGAAGGAGGAGUGGGUUUCCUGGUAUCCCCAUUCCAGGUAUCCCCAAGGAUUCUGCAUUGAAUGCCAUGAUGUCCAGUCACAAUGGGACUAAGACACAUGAGGAGACUACCUGGAAUUUCAGAAGAGAUUCUCAGUAUAGCAAAAAAGUUGCUUCCUUGAGCAAAUCGAUCAGAAUACCAAUGGUUUAUUAUGCCAUUUAACAAUAAUAAUAAUAUUUUGUUCAA